This is a messenger RNA of Chiloscyllium plagiosum (whitespotted bambooshark), 2922 nucleotides long. The record is from RefSeq and is a predicted model, not a curated record. NCBI's taxonomy places the organism in Eukaryota, Metazoa, Chordata, Chondrichthyes, Orectolobiformes, Hemiscylliidae.
GGGGGGGAAGCGCUCCCGGCCAGGGUUGGAACGAGCGAGCGCGCACUGCGCUCGUGCCCGGCGCGCGCCCUCGCCGCCUGGAGUCCCGGCGCUCGAGCCAGUCGCGUGCGGAGGGAGAAGGGAGCUGCAGCGGAAAGCAAAGAGCGAGGAUGAUAAAGGUCCUGAUAUGUGUUGUUGUUGUAGCCUUCCUGCAAACAGAAGGCAGGCAACGGGCGACGUCGGACAGCGGCAAUUUUCUGGAUGAUAAACAAUGGCUGACUACUAUCUCGCAGUAUGACAAGGAGCCGGGACACUGGAAUAAAUUCCGAGACGAGGUUGAGGAUGAUUAUUUCAGGAGCUGGAACACUGACAGACAUUCGGAUCCAGGGCUCGAUUCUACGAAAGAUCCAUGCCUAAAUGUGAAAUGCAGUAGACACAAAGUAUGCAUCGCACAAGAUAACCAUAGAGUGGUCUGCAUUAGCCAUAGACGGCUAACACACAGCAUGAAAGAAACUGACUUGACCCACAAAUCACGGAAAGGAACAAAUUGCAAGCAGUGUCCAGUAGUUCAUCCUCACUCUGUAUGUGGAACAGAUGGCCAUGUCUACUCCUCUCUGUGCAAACUGGAAUAUCAAGCAUGUGUUUCAGGCAAGCAGAUCUCACUCAAAUGUGAUGGGCGGUGUCCUUGCUCCUCAGAUAAAUCAUACAAUGAAGGAAAAGAUGAAAGGAAAGCAGAAUGCGGUGACAGGGAGUUCAGGGAAGUUGUGUCAAGACUAAAGGACUGGUUCAAAGUACUCCAUGAAAAUGGAAAUCGCAACAAAAAAGCUCAUGGACUUCAGAGACAGGACAAGGACCGAAUUAAGCAAGCAGAACCUGCUGGUCAACAGCAUGCAUUUGAAGGGCGUCAGUCAACAGGCCGCCAACAAGAAACAAGCAUCAGGACAAAUACAUACACACUGCAACAAUUGUACAGUGAUGUGGAUAAGGAAGCACACGUUGAAGGACAGGGUGCUGAUGUUGGAGGAUUUGACACCAGUAUUCUACCCAUUUGUAAGGACUCACUUGGAUGGAUGUUUAACAGACUGGACACAAACUAUGACCUGCUGCUCGAUCAGUCAGAACUGGGAAGCAUUUAUUUUGACAACCAUGAUCAGUGCAUGAAGCCAUUUUUCAAUUCAUGUGAUACAUACAGAGAUGGUCGCAUUUCCAACAAUGAGUGGUGCUACUGCUUUCAGAGAAAUCAAGAGCCACCCUGCCAGAUGGAACUAAACAAUAUUCAAAGACAACAACGAGGAAAGAAAUUGCUUGGAAUCUUUAUUCCAACUUGUGACGAAGAUGGUUAUUAUAAAGCAACCCAGUGUCACGGCAGUGUGGGACAGUGCUGGUGCGUUGACCGAUAUGGCAAUGAAAUGAGAGGAUCUAGGUCAAGUGGAUCACCAGAUUGUGUUGGUGAUAUAGAGAUUUCAGGUGACUUUGGCAGUGGUGACCUCCAUGAAUGGUCAGAUGAUGAGGAUGAUGUGGAAGUAACCAAUGAUGAGGAAGAGGAUGAUGGAGUUGACAAUGAAGACGAUGAAGAUGACGAUGAUGAAUAUGAUGUAGGAGGCUACAUAUGGUAGUCUGGAAAUGUCAUGAACUUUAAAAUUUGCACGUUUCUAUAGUGAAAUCUCAUCCGUUAUUAGACGCAUUAAAAUGAACAAAAGAUAUUUCAGUCAACAUGUAUAUUUUGUACAAUUAUACCCUCAAAUAUGGAUCCUUCAGAAAUAGAUUCACAUCCUUUAAAAACUAUUGCAGUACAUGUUAACUCAGUAAUUUUUGAAAGCAUAAGUAAAACAUUAUAAUCCAAACUAGUUAAAAGAAACAGUGCAAAAACACAUGUGAAAACCUCAACUAUUUUUGAAACUCAACUUCCUUUGAAUUGUGUUCUGUCAUCGUACAUGGUCACAUUGUGAUGCAGUAAACCUAGCCUCCUUCUCCACAAAUGACCUGUGUACACUGUUCCUGGCAUUGACCCCUGAAGCCACUAGUCACAGCUUUGAUUUGCUUUGUUUUCAGAAUGUCUUGGUUAUCCGGAUGGCAAAGGCUUGAACAUGUAUAGCCAAACAAAUAAUUUGUCAGCAAUUAGUUAACUUUUGCAUAUGAACAUUAUUGUGGUGAAAUUUGCAGCAGUUGGAAUUUUUAGUCAACGGUGGUUAUGGCAACAAACCAUUCUUGCCAUAUCUUAAAUAAAAUAUUACUAAAGAAUGUGGAUGCCUUGGCUACCUGAGUGAUGUUUUUCUCUUUUUCUUCAAAUAAAAUUUAAUCGUCUUUUUAAAGGUAUAUAUACUUUUAAUUAGUAGUUUGAAGUGAAUAGAAGUCACAUUGCGAUGUGCCUUUCAAUUUAAAAAUAGACAUUUUGUUUGUGUAUGAAAAAUAGGAGUUCAGGUAAUAUUUAACCAUGCCUGAUCACAGCUAAGUACUGCAGCUGCAAAUGUGGGAUAAGAGAAAUAUAAUUUUAAGUAACUAAUUUUUCAAUAGUUAUAUCAGUCAUCCCAUGGACUAUAAAUGUAUGCCAGUAACGUGUAGCAGUAGCACUUAACAAUUUUGCUAUAGAUUAAAUUGCCCUGUAUUUAUGUUAGCAUGUUAAUUGGUUGUAUAGAACAUGGUGGAAUUCCAUCGCCUUGAUGCAUAUUAGAGUUGAGUCUUUUAAGUCCUCUGUCAACAAAAAUCAAAGUUGUUUGUAGUUACUAACAUAACAUUGCAUUGUGUGCUGUUUAUUUAUAACAUAUGAUUGUCAGCUCUUAAAUGUUUCUUCUGAAAUCUGGAUUGAAAAAAAACAAAUAAUAUAACACGUUUUCAUUUUUUUUCCUUUUAAACUGAAUUUGCAUUACAAAAUGAAAAGGCUAUGCUGCAUUUUUUUUACUGUAUGUAUAGUUUGCAAUAAUAAAGGACUCCUGUAACCAGUUA